Messenger RNA from Brachypodium distachyon (stiff brome), 1309 nucleotides. RefSeq names its product GDSL esterase/lipase At1g28600. The record is from RefSeq and is a predicted model, not a curated record. The transcript is spliced from 5 exons. Bases 34 to 1164 code for a protein of 376 amino acids. Gene Ontology annotation, molecular function: hydrolase activity, acting on ester bonds. Lineage: Eukaryota; Viridiplantae; Streptophyta; Magnoliopsida; Poales; Poaceae.
AGUAGGACGCAGCAAAGAUAAACGGAAUCAACCAUGGCCGUGACGAGCAGAAGCUUGUCUUCCUACGUUGCCUUGUCGUGCUGCUGCUGCCUGAUGGCGGCGGCUACACUUGCAGCUGCCGCGGCCAGUGAACCGCGGUACAACGCCAUGUUCAACUUCGGCGACUCGACGUCAGACACCGGCAACUUGUGCCCCGACGGCCGCCUGCUGGUUACGACCGGCGUGGUCGGCAUUUUCGGCCGUCCCCCAUACGGAGAGACCUACUUCGGGAAGCCCACAUGCCGGUGCAGCGACGGCCGGGUCAACGUCGACUUCCUCGCGCAAGCAUUGGGGUUGCCGUUUCUGACGCCGUCCAGGGCGCACGGCAAGGACUUCCGGCGAGGUGCCAACAUGGCCAUCGUCGGCGGCACCGUGCUUGACUAUGACACCAGUUUAUUCACCGGCUACGACGCAAAUCUUAAUGGCUCCUUGAAGAACCAGAUACAGGAUCUCCAACGGCUUCUGCCUUCAAUCUGUGGAACACCGCAGAAUUGCACGCAUUAUUUGGCCAAGUCCCUAUUCGUGUUUCAACUGGGGGAAAAUGACUACAACCUCCAACUGAUUAAUGGAGCCACGGUAGAUGAGGCCAGCAAGAACAUGCCCAUCACAGUGAACACAAUUACAUCAGGUUUAGAGAAAUUAAUUACACUUGGCGCAGAGCACAUCGUGGUUUCAAACAUUGCUCCGAUUGGGUGCUAUCCAAUGUACCUGUUCAUCUUACAGAGCGCCGACAAGAGUGACUAUGACGGGAAAGGUUGCCUCAGGAACUACAACGUUUUGUUCAACAGGCACAACGCUUUCCUCCGGAGCAGCCUCUCAAAGCUUCAAAACAAGCAUCGGCACACAAGGAUCAUGUAUGCCGACCUCUCGAGCCACUUCUACCACAUAGUGCAGAAACCCAGAAAGUUCGGCUUUGAGACCGUCCUCAGAAGCUGUUGCGGAAAUGCCGACGCACCAAACGGAUUCGAUCUGGGCGCCAUGUGCGGGAUGGAUGGCGCGAGCGUCUGCCAUGACCCAUCGAGCUACCUCUCUUGGGAUGGCAUGCACCUCAGCGACGCCGCCAACGAACGGGUAGCUAAUGGCUGGCUCAACGGCCCAUACUGCCACCCAGCGAUUCUGAAGUGAAGCUCCUUCCUAAAUGCGUGAACAAACAUCCGGAGAAUAAUUGCAUGCAUGUAUUGCGUGUACUAUCUUUUCCAAGAAUGUCCUAUGUACUGAAAAAUUAUGAAACAAUAUUGAAAUGUGUUGUUUCCUGGUGCUGAUAGAUGUA